This is a messenger RNA of Centropristis striata (black sea bass), 1259 nucleotides long. It is a transcript of the gene tmed4, whose product is annotated as transmembrane p24 trafficking protein 4. The transcript has 5 exons. The record is from RefSeq and is a predicted model, not a curated record. The coding region runs from base 166 to 840 and encodes 224 amino acids. Gene Ontology annotation, cellular component: COPII-coated ER to Golgi transport vesicle; endoplasmic reticulum; Golgi apparatus. Gene Ontology annotation, biological process: intracellular protein transport; endoplasmic reticulum to Golgi vesicle-mediated transport; Golgi organization. NCBI's taxonomy places the organism in Eukaryota, Metazoa, Chordata, Actinopteri, Perciformes, Serranidae.
UUGUCUCCUGGGGUGUGUUGUUGUUGUGCCUUAAAGCAGCUCUGAGGGUAAAAUAGACCCGCAGAGGAGGAAUUCCCCUUCCUGGUUCCUGGUUUCGCCGCGUGACGUCACUGCGGCAGCAGCAGAAGUGGUUUCGCUGCUGUGAGCGAAGCGAAGCGAAGCUCCAUGAUGCUGGGUGUCUCUGCUGUCCCUGCUGCCGGGCUGCUGCUGCUGCUGGCGGCCUGCCCCCCCCCGGGGCUCGGCCUCUACUUCCACAUAGGGGAGACGGAGAAGAAGUGCUUCAUAGAGGAGAUCCCGGAUGAGACCAUGGUGAUCGGAAAGUACCGCACUCAGCUGUGGGACAAGACCAGCGGCUCCUUCCUGCCCGCCACGCCCGGUCUGGGCAUGCACGUAGAGAUCAAAGACCCAGAUACCAAGAUUAUCCUCUCUCGUCAGUACGGAUCAGACGGACGCUUCACCUUCACCUCCCACACUCCUGGAGAACACCAGAUCUGUCUGCACUCCAACUCCACCAAGAUGGCUCUGUUCGCUGGAGGGAAGCUGAGGGUUCACCUGGACAUCCAGGUGGGAGAACACACCAACAACUACCCAGAGAUCGCUGCUAAAGACAAACUGACGGAGCUGCAGCUGAGAGUCCGACAGCUGCUGGACCAGGUGGAGCAGAUCCAGAAGGAGCAGAACUACCAGAGGUACCGUGAGGAACGUUUCCGCAUGACGAGUGAGAGCACCAACCAGAGGGUCCUCUGGUGGUCCAUCGCUCAGACCCUCAUCCUCAUCGUCACCGGCAUCUGGCAGAUGAAGCACCUCAAGAGCUUCUUUGAGGCCAAGAAGCUGGUCUAACACCUGAAACACCUCAAACACCUGAAACACCUCAAACACCUGUAAAACACCAGCUGACAGGUCCGACAGGUCUGACCAGGAGCCAUGAGGUCUCGUGCUGCGUUCAGUUGCACUCGAAAUUCCGACAUCCGAGGUAAAUUCUUUCCAUUGCUCAACCUCUGAAAACAACAUGGCCGCCACAGCAGAGUGAUGUUAGUUUGUUUUUCUUUGAAGAACAUCAGCUACCUAAUAUGGGAAAAACUAUAAUAUUUAUUUUUUACACUUGUACUGAGCUUUUUGGUCUCUCUUACUUGCAAAUUCCAAAUUUCAACCCUAGAGAAUAUUGGAGGAUAUUACAUACAGCCAGAAUGUGUAAAAAAAACAUACGGAAAUAAUAUUUUGAGAAAAAAGUUUACGAGAUUAAAGUGGCAAAUCUACGA